Molecule: messenger RNA, 8687 nt
Organism: Acinonyx jubatus (cheetah)
Lineage: Eukaryota; Metazoa; Chordata; Mammalia; Carnivora; Felidae
Gene: SLC16A12
Product: solute carrier family 16 member 12
Biological process (GO): transmembrane transport; monocarboxylic acid transport
Molecular function (GO): monocarboxylic acid transmembrane transporter activity
Source: RefSeq, a predicted model, not a curated record
CUGCCUUGCCAGAAGUCAGAAUUUCUCAGUUUAGUGCCCAAAGGUGCCCAAGAGACAGCCCCAGCUUUCUGGUCGAAGUCAGUAGUUGUACUCCCCUGUUACCAGGAUCUGUUGGAGGACUAAGCAGAGAGAAGCAGAGAGGAGAGGGGGCAAAAGCGAAUCACUAGUUUUUCUUUACUAAGAACAAUAUUUUUCAUAGCACACAUGUGAUAUCAUUGAGCAACAAAAAUAAAUAAAUCCAUAUGCGUUAGCAGUCAUCCCUAAGACCCAGAGACUCCGUUGGAAAAAAUAGGUGGGUCCCUGAGCCACAGACUGUGCAAACCCAAGCAGAAAGGACUUUCUUUAACUUCCCUCCCCAUUCAGUCCUUGUCAGAGCUUGUGUUUGGCCCAGGCUACGAGUCUGCAGGGUUACCAGCUGGAACGCUUUGCUCCACUGCUAUAAAGGCUAUAAAUGCUGUGCAGAAAAGUGUUGGAAUCCUCUCAUGGCAUACUUGGAAGAUUGCCCUUCGGUGUACCUGGCGUCCUCUGUGAUUCCUCGCCACUGAAAGGAUCAGUCAACUUGGAUAGAUUUCGGCAUCUUCCGUGGAAUGAACGUGGUAGCUCUCUCUCUCUCUUUUAGGCAUUUAUAAACCUCUCUCAGCACUGUUUUGGAGUUUUUAGUGUAAAAAUAAUGCAAAUAUUAUGUCAAGUUUGUUCCUGGACAUUUCAUGGUUUUUGAUGCUACUAUAAAGUAGUAUUUUUAAAUUUUAAUUUGUAAUCGCUCACCCUAAUAUAUAGAAAUACUAUAAUUGACUAUACAAGACAAAAUAAUAAAUUCCUGUUCGUCAAAAGUGAUAGCUUCUGUUCUUCAAAAUACACCACUAAGGAACGAAUGGGCAAGCCACAGAAUGGGAGAAAAUAUUUGUAAUACAUAUGUCUACAAAGGGCUUGUAUCUACAACAUACAAAGAAUUUUUAUAUCUCAAUAAAAAGACACCCCCCCCAAAUGUGCACGAUAUUUGAAUAGACAAAAGAAUAUGUAUGAGUAGUUAAUAAGUACAUGAAAAAACUGGUUAGUAUCCUUAAUCAUCAGGGAAGCACAAAUUAAAACUAAAAGUUGUGGGGCAUCUGGGUGGCUCAGUCGGUGAAGCGUCCAACUCUUGGUUUCAGCUAAGUUUGUGAUCUCAUGGUUCGUCUGUUCGAGCCCUGCAUCAGGCUCAGCACUGCUGGUGCGGAGCCUGCUUGGGAUUCUCUCCCUCUCCCUCUUUCUCUGCCCCUCCCCUGUGAUCUCUCUCAAAAAUAAAUAAAUAAACUUAAAAAGAAACUACAAUGUGAAUCCAUUAUACACUGGAGCAUCUGGACUUCUGAUAUAUUACUAAUAAUAUUGUACAGCCAUUUUUGAAAAAAAGUUUGGCAGUUUCUUCUAAAGUUAAGUAUAUACUUACAACAUGACUCGGCAAUUUCAUUCCUAUGUAUUUACUCAAGAGAACGAAAAUAGAUGUCCACAAAAAGACUUGUAUAGGCGAUGUCACAGAAGCUUUGUUCAUAAUCGUCUAAAACUGGAAACAUGUCCAUCAACAGAUGACUACAUAAAUAAAUCGCAGUAUAUCCAUUAUGUAGGUUACUAUUCAAUAAUAAAAAGGAAUCUACAGAUGCACACAGCAACCUGGAUGAAUCUCAAAACAUUAUCAUGAGUGAAAGAAGCUGGAAACAAAAUAGUCCCUGUGGUGUGGUUCCAUUUUUAUGGAAUUCUUGACUGACAAAACUAAUCUAUGUCGGACAGAAAGCAAGUCAGUGGGGGCGUGGUGCUGAGGUUGGUUGAGACUGACUUCAGAGGAGCACGAGGGAAUAUUUGGGGUGAUGGAAAUGUUCUAUAUCUUGGUUGUGGUGGUUGUGGUUAUGUGAGUGUAUACAUCAAAAAGUCAUCAAAACAAAGACUUAAAAAUGGGUGUGUUUUAUUGUGUAUGAAUUGCACCUUAAUUUCAACACGUUUCUAGCAGCCUUUGCAAGUUGAAAGUACUCUCUUGCAUCUUCGCUCAGUCUUCUGGGAUCAGUAUUUAGCCAAAUCCAAGGUUAAUCUCUAAGUGUUGUUUCUCCUUUCUGUGGUGUUUAUCCCUCCCUCUCCUCUAUGCCUGUCUGGCUUCGGGGAGAACUCAUGCAUAAUGGUGGAGGAGGUGGUUGGCAUGCAGGUCCCUGAGUUCGUACUAGCCUAGGCACAGCUUUCCUUGGUGUUGGUGCCUGGGCGUCCUGCUCGCGACUCUCAUCUGGCUGGUCUCUGGGUGUUGGCUUCUGUCCUCACUGUGUACCAUGCUGAUGCAUGUGCUACUGGUGAAACUUACAGUCCGUACUGCCUUUAUGGCCAGGACCUGGGGGGAUUCCCCAUCUUUCUUGUUGCAGAUCCUCGUGUGAAGAUCAGCCAUGAUUUCCGUUUGGCUCAGCCUGUUUCCCCUUUGCCACAGCCCUGCCUCUCAUCGCUUAGAUGUAUUUCAUGUCUCCACUGAGAAUACGGAAGAGCAUCUUCCGUGGGCCACUUCUAUGUCACAUGGGAGGUGAGGGACGGUCAGUAGGCACUGUCUUUGGCUUUCUCUCUGCCCUGACACAUCACAGGCCAAGGGCACCCAAUGAAGUUGGGUCUUUCCACAGUUACCCACAGGAUACAUAGCACAAGCCUCCUUAUUGCAACCCCCUGCCCCAAAUACCCAGUUUAAUUCUUCGCUAUACCACUUACCUACCCCUGCUCAGGACUCGAGAGAAUGGGAAAGGCAGCUCAUCACUCUUCCUUUAAAAAAAAAAAAGGGGGGUGCCUGUAUGGCUCAGCCGGUUGAGCAUCUGACUUCGGCUUAGGUCAUGAUCUCACGGUCCGUGAGUUCGAGCCCCUCGUCGGGCUCUGUGCUGACAGCUCAGAGCCUGGAGCCUGCUUCAGAUUCUGUGUCUCCCUCUCUCUGACCCUCCCCCGUUCAUGCUCUGUCUCUCUCUGUCUCAAAAAUAAAUAAACAUUAAAAAAAAAAAAAAAACCUUUCCCCUUCAUCUCUGGGCAGGCUUCUACUUUCCCUUUGUGUGGUGGAAACUUCCCCUACAGCACAAUCCUAUGGUUCCUUAUUUAUGGAUGAAGUUAUUAUGGACAGGACCCAUCUUCUCGUUUCCUACAACAGUAAACUUCUGGGCUUAGCCUUAAUGAUAGAACGGGGCCAAUGAGAGGAAACCAGCUUGCCAACCUAAUAUCAAGAGAUAUUUCCAAAAAUUAUCUGCAGUAGAGGAAUAUUUUAGAAAUGCCAUAAAAAAAAAAAAGACUGGCAAAUUUCAUGAUUCUUAAGUAAAAACAAAGAGUAGAAUCAAUCCGAGUUUACUGAGAGUGUCUGGACUACCAGGUCACUCACCUAUGGGGGAAGAGGUCCUUAAUAAUCAGUCACCUGGUUUGAAACAUCAGUAAUUCAACUCCCUGGUUUUAUAGAUCAGGAAAUGGUAGCAGAGAGGAGGUGAUUUGCACAGGGUCAUUACUAAGUAGUAUCAGUUGGACCCAAUGGUCUUGAUUCCUGCUCUUGAUAUCUUUCUCCCACACACCCUUAUCUGUUUUGUGGCUGCAAAGCAAUUAAUAAAGAAGCGUACUUGAUGAAGGUUAAGGCACUGGACAUAGAAGGGAAUGGAGGAAGGAAAGAAUAAUAGACCAUGUUGGGAGCCUAACAAAAUGAGUGGUUCCAGGACCACUGUGGACUUUUCUCUAGCAGUGUCCUGACUGUAAGAAAUAUGUGGGUCUUCUGACAGAGGAAAUCACUUCAGAAAACUUUACUGAAGGCAACAUGAAAGAUUUGCCCCCAAAAUGUAGUGCUAUAUUGGAAAGUUAUGGACCAUUGGCAAGAAUUCUUUGCAAAUGUCUAGAUUUUUGAAAGCAAGGAGGAUGAAGUGAAAUUGAGCAUAUGGCCUAAUUUGUACUGUGAAGGAGUAAUCUUAGUGGGACAUCAUAAUAUGGAGCCUCUUUUGUUCCAAAAAGAUUUUUCUGAAACCAGAAUGAGAUGCAGAAUGCAAUUAUAUUUCAGUGGUUGGAUGUCAAAAUGAAAUAAAUUAGGGGCUGAUUAGUAAAAUGACGAACUACAUGAUGGUAACAUGCUUCCUUUGCAUACUGUUUUAGGUAUACUGUUAACUCAGUAAAGGACUUUUUCAUUAUAUUUGUGCCGUAUCGGGCCAGUUAAUUAUUUAUAAGAAUGUGCAGACUAAUACUGUAGGGGACCUGCAGGUUGCUCCAAAGUCUCUAUGAAACUAGGUUAGCCUGGUCUAACUUGUGCUCUUCUGAAGGCGUAUAAAUCUAGUAAGUGACAUGUUUUGAAAGAAACACGAGUUAUUUUUUGGGCAGUAUACCCUUGUGUUAUUAACCUGUGGGCUCCCUCCCCUUUCUUUCGUCAUGAGCACUCACAUGAAUGGGUGCUCAGCCUUCACCAUUAUUUGCACGGCUUGUUGAAAGAAAUGCCCAAUAGCCGCUCUGAAAUCUGGAGGGUGGAUGGGCAGGCGCACCGUCCAAAAUCCACCAGACCACGCGUCUCCACCUGCAUCUCCGCAUAGCGCUGCCAGAUGCCCAGUAACCCGUGUGCCAGGUAGCAGUCUGUGCCAGUCUUGAAUGCCAACAGGAAGUCACUGGACAGCAAACCUCUUCCAGGAUCACAACUGGGCUAUUGAAGUAACUCGAAAAAGAGGAAAAAAAGAGCUGACCAUGGCAAGAAGAAACCGAGUUCGGUCUACCUCUCCUCCAGAUGGAGGCUGGGGCUGGAUGAUUGUGGCUGGCUGUUUCCUUGUUACCAUCUGUACUCGGGCAGUCACCAGAUGUAUUUCCAUUUUUUUUGUGGAGUUCCAGACAUACUUCACUCAGGAUUAUGCACAAACAGCUUGGAUCCAUUCCAUUGUAGACUGUGUGACCAUGCUCUGUGCUCCACUUGGGAGUGUCGUCAGUAACCAUUUAUCCUGUCAAGUGGGAAUCAUGCUGGGUGGCUUGCUUGCAUCGACUGGUCUCAUCCUGGGCUCAUUUGCCACCAGUCUGAAGCAUCUCUACCUCACUCUGGGAGUUCUCACAGGUCUCGGAUUUGCACUUUGUUACUCUCCAGCUAUUGCCAUGGUUGGCAAAUAUUUCAGCAGACGGAAGGCCCUUGCUUACGGGAUCGCUAUGUCAGGAAGUGGCAUUGGCACCUUCAUACUGGCUCCGGUGGUUCAACUCCUUAUUGAACAGUUUUCCUGGCGGGGAGCGUUACUCAUUCUUGGGGGCUUCGUUUUGAAUCUCUGUGUUUGCGGCGCCUUGAUGCGGCCUAUUACUCUGAAAGAGGACCCUACAACUCCAGAGCAGGACCACAUCUGUAGAACUCAGAAACAAGACUUUAAGCGAGUGUCUCCCUGUGCAACUUUGACUAAAAAAUGGGUGCAGACCUGCCUCUGUUGCUCUUUGCAACAGGAAUACAGUUUUUUACUGAUGUCAGACUUCGUUGUGUUAGCCAUCUCUGUUCUGUUCAUGGCUUACGGCUGCAGCCCUCUCUUUGUGUACUUGGUACCUUAUGCUCUGAGUGUCGGAGUGAGUCACCAGCAAGCUGCUUUCCUUAUGUCCAUACUCGGGGUGAUUGACAUUAUUGGCAAUAUCACAUUUGGAUGGCUAACUGACAGAAGGUGCCUGAAGAAUUACCGGUAUGUCUGCUACCUCUUUGCCGUGGGACUGGAUGGGCUUUGCUAUCUCUGCCUCCCAAUGCUCCAGAGUCUUCCCCUGCUCGUGCCUUUCUCUUGUACCUUUGGCUACUUUGAUGGUGCCUACGUGACUCUGAUCCCAGUAGUGACUGCAGAAAUAGUAGGGACCACGUCUUUGUCAUCAGCCCUCGGUGUGGUGUACUUCCUUCACGCAGUGCCGUACUUGGUGAGCCCACCCAUCGCAGGAUGGCUUGUGGAUACGACGGGCAGCUACACUGCAGCCUUUCUGCUCUGUGGAUUCUCAAUGAUAUUUAGUUCUGUGUUGCUUGGCUUUGCUAGACUUGUAAAGAAGAUGAAAAAAACCCAGCUGCAGUUCCUGGCCAAAGAGUCUGAUCCGAAGCUGCAGCUAUGGACCAAUGGAUCGGUGGCUUACUCUGUAGCAAAAGAGUUAGAUCACAAAGAUGAGGAAUCUGUCGCUGUCGCAGUGUCUGGUUACAACCCCACAUGACCAGUGGCCUGGAGCCUGGGAAUCUCCAGGGCUGAGAGAGGUGGGACCACCAGACCGUGUGUGUCUCUGAAGCAUUUUAUUUUGGCAGAAGCAUUGCCUUCCGAGGAAAUUAUUAUUGUUGUUUUAUUAACGCGUUUAUAGGGGAAAAUAGCAAAUAACAAAGCACGUUGGACUGGCUCAGAGUUUCCUCAUUUGGGAUUUGUACUCACAAUUGAACUCACAUCUUUCAGGCAAUGAGCAUCACUCCGUGGAGAAUGUUAGGACAUAGCUGAUGCAGUUAGUGGUAAUUGGGGGUAAUUUCAAGGCAUGACCAAAGAAGAUGACAUUGGGAAGCUUUGUCUCCAACUCUCUGGCCCUCCAUCUUCCUCAGUCAGAAGGUAAAGAGAAACAAUGACGUGUAGGUGAGCUUACUUUAUGCUUUUUUGGAGAAGGGGUUCUGUAUGAAUCACUGCCCUUUGAAGAAUCUAAAAUAUUCUUCAACGACUCUGUUUAAAGCCCUGAUGAGAAUCUCCACUGUGAGGAAGGGUUGGCAUCUUCACCUGUCCACCUCCACUGAAAGCCUUCUUCCUAAGACUGAGCCCCUCACCUCUGGCCCGGCCCUCACCUCUGUUCCUAUCACAUACAAUAAUGAGUGUAGCAGAAUACGCCAAGUCACAAGGGUGAUUCCUCAGUCUCACCUGAAAUGUUAACACCAACACGUCUUUAGAAACAAAGCUUUUAUUGAACUUGCACACACAUUCCUGUUAGGAACUGAAAAAUGUUGGCAGUAUUCCAACUGGGCAGGAAUUGAAUUCUCAAAUCAGCAGGGGUCUGAUGGGAGUUUUCUUUUCAGACCAGACAUUUAGGUUCAUCAUUACCCAAAAGGGAGGUUUGCCUGAAAAAGAUUGUUCUAGAGAUAUUCCAGAGGUGAGAUUCCUUUCUGCCUGUGUUAAUUCUUGUUCCAGUGUCCACUGCCCUUUAUCUCUUGAUGGAUAAUCGUUCGAAACUUUACGGGCCUCUCCAGAUGAAUGAGAAGGCUUCAGGGGUUAACCUCAGCAUCCUAGCCCUCUCAUUAAUUAGAGCUUUGUUCAGGCGAGAGGGAGGAGAAGGUUAAGAAGGCUAGAGGUGUGGUAUUUUACAGUUCAUAGAACUCUUUCACGUACCUUCACUCCUUGGAUUAGAAUAGUUUACUCAUUCUCAAGUACUCUAUUUUCCUAUAGUUUGGGACAAUUUCUGACUCUUCAGAGGGAGGGUAUCAAAGAGAAGAGAAAGGCCAGAGCCUCCAGCUUGUCUCCAACCGCUUUUAAAUCCACAGAGUGAUAGCCCUGAAUCGCCAAAUCGUGUCAUACCUGUAAAUUAGGAGAAAAUUACACAAUUGAGAAAGGAUUUUAAUUAUAGAGAAAUUUUAAAUCUGAACCUGAAAGAAAUAUUUUUACCCUAAAGGCCAUUUAAUCCAUUGUCCCUCAGGCGGUCUCACAAAUGCCUGGUCGGCACUAGGAGGAUCCUAGGUUGACGAAGCGUGUUCACCAAGAGUCUUCGCCUAUAACUGGAUUAUUUCAUAAAAUUGCAUAUUAAUACAUUGCUUUCAGAAUGAAAUACUGACUUGAUUUAAUGGAAGAAAACUGUAAUAUUUCACUGCUGCUUUCCAAAGAUAAAUUUGAAUGUCGCCUGUUAUCUUUUUACUUAGCUCAAGAAUUAAGUUUUGAACCCACUUACUAGAUCAUUUGCAAUCUACAAAUAAUACUUGGAAAAUAUCUGUAAAAAGUCAAAGUUAUGAUGAACUUAUGUGUGUUUGGAAUAGCACUUUAUACUAGAUAUCGUUUCUUGAAUCUUCAAGCCUAAAGAUUUUUUGAAAUAUAAAUAGUUCUAAAUAUUCCUAGACAUAUUUUUUCCUAGCAGCCAGAGUAAAAUUUUCGUUCUCAAGUUCUGCAAUAUGAUUUCUCUGAAGUAUUAUAAGUGUUCCUGAAACAUGAGUAUAGAAACCAGAGCUUUAAAAAAUUUGUUUAAAGUAUUUGGGAUAUUUUUACUUUCUACAUGCAUAAAUUUGUAUUUUACUUGCCCAUUUGGAGCGCAAUUUUAGAAAACCAGCAAGGAAAAUGUAGAUCUUAGACUCCACCAUUGUAUCUCCACAAAAUUUUACUGUUAAGGUUCCAUGUGCCUAUACUGUUUUUUCCAAAAGGGAGAGAUUCGUAGGAAUGAUGUGUUUUGUGGAAUCAAGAACAAAAUUGUGGUAGGAUGAUUCUGCAUCUUAAAUAUUUCUUCAUAUCACUGUGAGCUCUACUUUGAAAUGGAGUAGAAAAGCAAAGAAGCUAACUUCUAUUGAUACACUGUACCAUUGGGCCUUUUUUUUUUUUCAGAUUGUGAUUUUACUAGUAGAUCAGAUAUUUAUGCUCAUAUUUUCUUAUUUCAAAAGCGUAAUAAAAUGAGUUUAUAUUUGUGUUUGGAAACACAUUUUUCCCUGUACAAGGGGUUUGGAUUGAAUGGCGAGUGAGCUUGUCUGGAUUAUGCUAAAAUGUAGCUGGCAUAUAAAGAUGUGGUAAACAAUCAAAUAAUUUACAAAAGCCAAA